This is a messenger RNA of Periophthalmus magnuspinnatus, 2862 nucleotides long. RefSeq names its product ATP-dependent 6-phosphofructokinase, platelet type-like. The coding region runs from base 159 to 2693 and encodes 844 amino acids. Lineage: Eukaryota; Metazoa; Chordata; Actinopteri; Gobiiformes; Gobiidae. The transcript has 23 exons. Gene Ontology annotation, molecular function: fructose-6-phosphate binding; AMP binding; monosaccharide binding. Gene Ontology annotation, cellular component: 6-phosphofructokinase complex; membrane; cytoplasm. The record is from RefSeq and is a predicted model, not a curated record. Gene Ontology annotation, biological process: fructose 1,6-bisphosphate metabolic process; fructose 6-phosphate metabolic process; canonical glycolysis.
UCUCCGCAGAGUGGUCCAGCGCGGGGGGCGUGUGCGCUGCUGCAGAGCCCAGUGACAGUGGGCGCUCUUCGGCUUCUUGUGCUCCUCUGGUCCGUCUGCUCCUCUCGGCUCCUCUACCUGCUGUGCACUGCCUCCACCCCGCCUAGGACGCUCCAAACAUGGCCAACAAUGCCCCCCCGAAGCGCCAGGACACCAGGAAAUUUUUCGAGAAUUUAUCCGGAGAAGGCAAAUCCAUUGCGGUGCUCACCAGCGGAGGAGAUGCCCAAGGGAUGAAUGCAGCGGUUCGGGCGGCGGUCCGAAUGGGGCUCUAUGUGGGGGCCAAAGUCUACUUCAUCCAUGAGGGUUACCAGGGGAUGGUGGACGGAGGGGACAACAUCCAAGAGGCAUCAUGGGAAAGCGUCUCCAGCAUGUUACAAGUGGGGGGGACAGUGAUCGGCAGUGCACGUUGUAAAGAGUUCCGCACUCACGAGGGACGUCUCCGUGCAGCGUUAAACCUCGUCCAGAGAAACAUCACAAACCUGUGCGUGAUCGGAGGAGACGGAAGUCUGACAGGAGCCAAUCUGUUCAGAGAGGAGUGGAGCGGACUGCUGCAGGAGCUGAGGGAGCAAGGUCAGAUAGAUCAGUCUGCAGUGGACAGUAACUCGGUGCUUCACAUCGUGGGCAUGGUGGGCUCCAUCGAUAAUGACUUCUGUGGCACAGACAUGACCAUCGGCACCGACUCUGCUCUGCACCGCAUCAUCGAGGUGGUGGACGCCAUCAUGACUACUGCACAGAGUCACCAGAGGACGUUUGUGCUGGAGGUCAUGGGACGUCACUGUGGAUACCUGGCCCUGGUGAGCGCUCUGGCCUGUGGAGCAGACUGGGUCUUCAUCCCUGAGAUGCCUCCUGAGGACGGCUGGGAGGACAGCAUGUGCCAGAAGCUCUCUGAGAACCGCGCUGAUAAAAAACGUUUGAACAUCAUCAUCGUCGCAGAGGGAGCCAUCGACCAACAGAACAAGUCCAUUACCGCUGACAACAUCAAGAAUAUGGUGGUGACUCGUCUGGGGUUCGACACCAGAGUGACCAUCCUGGGACAUGUGCAGAGAGGAGGGACUCCAUCUGCCUUCGACCGCAUCCUGGCGAGUCGUAUGGGCGUGGAGGCCGUCCUGGCUCUGCUGGAGGCCUCCGCAGACACACCCGCCUGUGUGGUGUCUCUCGUGGGGAACCAGGCUGUUAGACUGCCCCUCAUGGAGUGUGUGCAGAUGACUCAGGAGGUGCAGAAGGCCAUGGAUGAGAAGAAGUUUGAGGAGGCAGUCCGACUACGGGGAAGGAGCUUUGAGAAUAACCUGACAACCUACAGGCUGCUGUCAUCCCGUAAAGCCGACUCUGAACUGCCAACUAGUAACUUUAACGUAGCGGUCCUGAACGUGGGCGCUCCGGCCGCUGGGAUGAACGCCGCCGUGCGCUCUGCCGUCAGAGUGGGAAUCACAGAAGGACACAAGAUGUUUGCAGUGAGCGACGGCUUCGAAGGACUCUACAAGGGACAGAUUAAAGAGAUCACCUGGGGCGACGUGGGGGGGUGGACCGGUCAGGGAGGCUCUCUGCUGGGGACCAAGAGGACUCUCCCAGGGAAGCAUCUGGCUCAAAUCGCACACCAGAUGAAGCUUCACAACAUCAAUGCGCUGCUCGUCAUUGGAGGAUUUGAGGCCUACGUCGGCCUAUCAGAGCUGGCCGCCGCUCGGGACGCACACGAGGAGCUUUGCGUUCCCAUGGUGAUGGUCCCGGCAACCGUAUCCAACAACAUUCCAGGGUCCGACCUGAGCAUCGGCUCCGACACCGCCCUCAACGCUAUUACACAUGCCUUUGAGUCGCUGCUGCAGUUGUAUGCGGCUCGCUCUCAGUACCAGGAGCUGUGUAUUCCCAUGUGCAUGUUACCCUUCACCAUCAGCAGUAACAUCCCCGGGACAGAUCUGUGCUUGGGCGCGGACACUGCCCUCAACGCCAUCGUCCAGACAUGUGAUCGGAUCAAGCAGUCGGCAAGUGGGACCAAACGCAGAGUCUUCAUCAUCGAGACCAUGGGCGGGUACUGCGGUUACCUGGCAACCGUGGGCGGUCUGGCGGCGGGCGCGGACUCAGUCUACAUCUACGAGGAGCCGUUUGACAUCCGCGACCUGCAGGCAAACGUAGAGCAUCUGACGGAGAAGAUGAAGACGAGUAUACAGCGAGGGAUCGUGCUGCGGAAUGAAAACUGUAACGAGAACUUCACCACAGACUUCAUGUACCAGCUGUACAGCGAGGAAGGCAAGGGCGUGUUUGACUGCCGCAAGAACAUUCUGGGCCACAUGCAGCAGGGGGGCGCGCCGUCUCCGUUUGACAGAAACUUUAGCACCAAAAUCGCUGCUAAGGCCAUGCAGUGGAUCACCCGCAGCCUGCAGGAGUCCUACAAGGGAGGGCGUGUGUUUGCCAACUCAGAGGACACGGCUUGUCUGUUGGGGAUGCGGCGCAGGGCUCUGGUGUUCCAACCUCUGUCUCACCUGCAGAAGGAAACCGACUUUGUUCACCGUAUCCCUAAGGAGCAGUGGUGGCUGAAGCUCCGCCCCCUGAUGAAGAUUUUGGCCAAAUACAAAACAAGUUACGACGUUUCCGACUCGGGUCAACUAGAGCAUUUGGCCCGGGUCAGACCCAAGGACACCCACACCUCUGCCGCCAUCUGAGACCACCCCCUACUGGAGCAUUUGACCCGGGUCAGAUCCAAGGACACCCACACCUCUGCCGCCAUCUGAAACUGAGGGGAUUAGCUUAAAGUUAAAAUGACAAAUUUGUGAGCUCAAUUUCUAACAAAAAAGAUUAAGAGUUUAUGGAUUUUCCUGACAAUUAUUUGAC